Messenger RNA from Brassica oleracea var. oleracea, 3768 nucleotides. RefSeq names its product topless-related protein 3. The coding region runs from base 223 to 3576 and encodes 1117 amino acids. NCBI's taxonomy places the organism in Eukaryota, Viridiplantae, Streptophyta, Magnoliopsida, Brassicales, Brassicaceae. Gene Ontology annotation, biological process: regulation of DNA-templated transcription. The record is from RefSeq and is a predicted model, not a curated record. The transcript has 25 exons. Gene Ontology annotation, molecular function: protein binding.
AAGCGAGGUCAAGUUUCUCUUUCUCUCUUCUCUCCUCCUUUUAUUUAUUCUCCUCCUCUCUCCAUUUUCAAGCUCUUUCUCAAAACCCUAGAAAUUUCUCGAUUUCGUUAGAUCUUUCAGAGCUCUCUCUCUCUCUCUCUCACCGAGCUCUCGGAUUCGUACGUAAUCGUGUACCUUUUUGUGUGGUUCUGACGUCAGAUUUGAGAUUCAGAGCUUUGGAGAAUGUCGUCUUUGAGCAGAGAGCUCGUCUUCCUCAUACUUCAGUUUCUCGAGGAAGAGAAAUUCAAAGAGUCUGUGCACAGGCUGGAGAAAGAGUCUGGGUUCUUCUUCAAUACGAAGUACUUUGACGAGAAAGUGCUCGCGGGAGAGUGGGAUGAAGUUGAGAAGUACUUGUCUGGGUUCACCAAGCUUGAUGAUAACAGAUACUCCAUGAAGAUUUUCUUUGAGAUUAGGAAGCAGAAGUAUCUCGAGGCUCUCGAUAAGCAAGAUAAGGCAAAAGCAGUUGAGAUAUUGGUGCAGGACUUGAGAGUCUUCUCCACUUUCAACGAGGAGCUAUACAAAGAGAUUACUCAGCUUUUGACUUUGCACAACUUCAGGGAAAAUGAGCAGCUUUCCAAAUACGGAGACACGAAGACUGCUCGGACCAUAAUGUUAGGAGAACUAAAGAAACUAAUCGAAGCAAAUCCUCUCUUUCGUGACAAGUUGACGUUCCCUACUUUGAGAUCUUCGAGACUGCGGACUCUGAUUAAUCAAAGCCUUAAUUGGCAGCACCAGCUGUGCAAGAAUCCUAGGCCCAACCCAGAUAUUAAAACACUAUUCACAGACCACACAUGCGCAGUUCCGAACGGUCCUCUGGCACCUUCACCAGUCAAUCAGCCCGUUACUACUUUGACAAAGCCAACAGCUUUUCCGUCCCUUGGAGCUCAUGGUCCCUUUCCUCCUGGUGCUGCUGUUGCUGCUGCUGCUAAUGCUGGCGCUUUAGCUAGUUGGAUGGCUGCUGCUGCCUCUGGUGCUUCUACUGUCCAAGCUGCUGUUGUCACUCCUGCGUCCAUUCCUAUGCCUCAGAAUCAAGUGUCAAUCUUGAAGAGACCAAGAACACCACCAGCAACUCCAGGUGUAGUAGAUUAUCAGAAUCCCGACCAUGAAUUAAUGAAGCGUCUCCGCCCUGCCCCAUCUGUAGAGGAGGUGACAUACCCUGCACCUAGGCAGCAUGCUCCUGCAUUGUCGCUGGAAGACUUGCCGUUAAAGGCGGCUCUAGCGUUGCAUCAAGGGUCCACUGUGACGAGCAUGGAUUUUCACCCUAUGCAAAAUACGCUACUUCUUGUCGGAUCCGCCACCGGAGAAAUCACGUUAUGGGAACUAGCUGUUCGAGAGAAGCUGGUUUCAAAGCCAUUCAAAAUAUGGGAUAUGGCUAAUUGCUCACCUCCGUUGCAGGCUUUGAUAGCUAAGGAAACACCAAUGUCUGUCACCCGCGUUGCAUGGAGUCCAGAUGGAAAUUUCAUUGGGGUUGCAUAUACGAAACAUCUUAUUCACGUGUAUGCUUUCUCUGGACCUAACGAGCUUCGCCAGCAUGCUGAGGUUGAUGCCCAUAUGGGUGCUGUGAACGACCUGGCUUUCGCUAAUCCAAACAGGCAGUUGUGUGUAGUUACUUGCGGAGAUGAUCAGCUAAUCAAGGUAUGGGACGUUUCAGGUCGGAAGCAUUUUACCUUUGAAGGUCACGAAGCUCCUGUUUAUUCCAUUUGCCCUCAUCACAAAGAGAACAUUCAGUUCAUAUUUUCAACGGCCAUAGAUGGGAAAAUAAAGGCGUGGCUUUAUGAUAAUAUGGGUUCCAGAGUUGACUAUGAUGCUCCCGGUAAAUGGUGUACUACAAUGCUUUACAGCGCUGAUGGGACCAGAUUGUUCUCUUGUGGAACGAGUAAAGAUGGAGAUUUUUCCCUAGUUGAGUGGAACGAAAGCGAAGGAUCAAUUAAAAGGACCUAUCUUGGGUUUCAGAAAAAGCUGGCAGGUAUGGUUCAGUUUGAUACCUCAAAGAACCACUUUCUGGCUGUUGGUGAAGAUGCGCAAAUCAAGUUCUGGGAUAUGGACAACAUCAAUGUUCUGACUAGCACUGAUGCUGAGGGUGGACUUCCGGCUCUUCCUCGUUUGAGGUUUAACAGGGAAGGAAACCUUCUAGCAGUUACUACGGCAGACAACGGGUUUAAGAUCCUAGCAAACCAAGCUGGUUUCCGAUCUCUGAGAGCCAUGGAAACCUCAGCUUUUGAAAAGAUGAGGACUCCAGCAGAUUCUUCUUUAAUUAAAGCUGUUCCUGGUGCUCCUGUUGCAUCUGUCAGCUGUAAAGUUGAACUAGGCUCUCCUGUUAGACCCUCACCAAUGCUGAAUGGAGGUGAUCCGUCAAAGCCAAGAGUAGAUGACUCAGCAGACAAACCAAAACCUUGGCAAUUAGCUGAAAUAUUGGACCAUGCCCAGUGUCGCCAGGCCACUUUACCUGAUACCACUGGUUCUUCCACAAAGGUCGUUCGGCUUCUGUAUACGAACUCCGGCGCCGGAAUCUUGGCACUUGGUUUUAACGGUAUUCAGAGGCUCUGGAAGUGGGUUCGCAAUGAGCAAAAUCCUAGUGGAAAGGCAACAGCCGCUGCGGUUCCUCAGCAUUGGCAACCAAACAGUGGUCUUCUCAUGACCAACGAUGUCUCUGGUGUAAACCUUGAAGAGGCCAACCCCUGCAUCGCUCUCUCUAAGAACGACUCAUAUGUCAUGUCGGCUGCUGGAGGAAAAGUCUCGUUGUUCAACAUGAUGACUUUUAAGGUGAUGACAACAUUCAUGCCACCUCCACCUCCAUCAUCAUUUUUGGCGUUCCAUCCUCAGGACAACAACAUCAUUGCCAUUGGAAUGGAGGACUCCACCAUUCACAUCUAUAAUGUCCGAGUGGAUGAGGUCAAGUCAAAGCUAAAGGGUCACCAGAAACGCAUCACUGGCUUGGCAUUUUCUACAACCCUCAAUAUCUUGGUUUCAUCUGGUGCUGAUGCACAGAUAUGCUUUUGGAGCAUUGACACAUGGGAGAAGAGAAAAUCCGUUGCAAUACAAAUGCCAGCAGGAAAAGUCGCCAUUGGAGACACGCGUGUUCAGUUUCACGUGGAUCAGAUCCGUAUCCUUGCAGUCCACGAGACACAGCUAGCGAUAUUUGAUGCUUCCAAGAUGGAAUGUAUCCGACAGUGGAAUCCUCAAGACUCGUUGUCUUCUCAUAUAUCUUCAGCAGUGUAUGCAUGUAACAGCCAGUUGAUCUACACCACUUUCCGUGAUGGUAACAUUGGAGUGUUCGACGCAGACACACUUGGAUUAAGAUGCCGUAUCUCUCCAUCCGCCUACUUGCCUCAAGGGAACCAAGGUUUGUCUCCUUUAGUUGUGGCAGCUCACCCGCAAGAGCCAAACCAGUUUGCGGUCGGUUUGAAUGACGGGACAGUUAAGGUGAUAGAACCUACUGAGGCUGAAGGGAAGUGGGGUAUGGUUCCACCCUCUGAAGCUAUCAACACUUCAACAUCAACUACAAGCAACCAAACUCCAGAACAGUUACAAAGAUAAACAAACUUCUAUGACAUAUAUUAAUCCAUGUUAUGAAUCUCAAAUCUUUCCAUAUUGUUACUUCAUGUUGGUUGUUUAGUUAGCGUUGUGAUUUUUAUUUAGGUUUAGGGCAGUAUUUUUAGAUCUUCAUAAAUGUAGCCUUAGUUUCAAGGUUGUUAAGAUACUGAAAUUGGUAAGAUAUAAAGUUUGUAA